UUGGAUAUUGGAUUAAACGGUUGUUAUGUCAACAAGGAGUGUGUAAAUUAUGCCUAACUUAAAUGAAAGACAGAAUCUUUCAGAUGGUUUGAAAAAUGAUGAUCUUUUCAAGACAUCAUAUGGAGUUGGACACCAUUGGAGACCUGGAUUUUACUUUCCAGAUUCUAUCACCAUGUUGAAACUUAACAAUGUAGAGCCUUGUGGUAUAGAAAAUGAGUCCCAAGUGAAAGCUGCGGAUCACUUUCAAACAACAAAUAGUUCUGUCCAUGAUCAGAAGAUUCUCCCGGAAAUUCUCAAGAGUUCACACAAUCCACCUCCGCCUCACCACUGGGAUCUUCAUUACAUAAAUGAUUUUCGUUCGCGAUAUCUUGCCGGGGGCUAUAGGAGGCCUCUAAGUCCAAGUCAACAAACAACAGAGAUGAAAGAUUCAUUCAGAGGUGCUGAAGGCCCCAGUGAGUUGUGGCGCCCCUUAUCAAUGAAACCUUUUGAAUUGGAAGAUCACCAUAAAGAUGGACCAUCAAAGAAAAUUAUCGCAUCCACAGAAAACCCGGAUUUAUCUAGGAGAAUAUUGUAUCCUAAAGAUAAGGAGAUAUUAAGGAAUCUAGAUCCGUAUCUCACAACUAAUAUGAAAGAUCACAGGAUGUGGACACGCGAAGAACUAAACGAUGUGGCGAAAAAUAGAAUAGCAACCUACUGGAAUUCGAAAGAAUACCCUGAGUCAAAAGGUUUUGGAUUAUCUCCGAAUCCAUUGCCUAAGGAUGGUAUUAAAAAUGAAAAACUGCCUAUGCGUGAUACACUUCAGUUCAAGUAUGCCACAGAUCAUGUACGUGUGCGACCAAUCUCUUAUCAUGUACCACAUACAGGUCUUGAAACUACUUAUCAAUCAGAAUAUGCACAACCGAACAGUAUAUUAAGAAAAGCUGAUUUAGUCUGUCCCGUGGAUACACCAUACACUCUACCAGAUCCUGGUACAGCUUUAGUUCAUGCAGCGCCAGAUAUGUAUAAAACGGAGUAUUCACUCAUAGGUGAAUGUCAGAGAACAUUAUUAUGAAAAAUGGGUUGCAGAGAAACGGAGAAGAAGAAAAAGAUUUGUAAAGAAAGUCAUACACACAAAAAAAUAAGCAAAGACAGAAUGAAUUCCAGUAAUAUACUUCUCAAUAUGAACAAGUGUAUUGUCUAAAUAUUUACAAGUUCAUUUUCUCGAACCAUGAAAUUUUCACCCCUUUUUGAUUUUUACUUUUCAGUGCUUGAUUGUUAAACCAAUGCACUUUAUUAUUAUUUUCUUUGUCGGUGUGUUUAUGUCUCUUUAUGUUAAUCGUUGUUCUAUCAGCUUGUUUCUUCGUUUACAUCUAUCUGUCAAUCCACUUAUCUUAGGAUGCACCAUUAUAGUGUAAUUGCCUGCAUACACCUCAAUACAAAAUAGCGGUAUAUAUAAAUUUACUUAGAAACGAAC
Messenger RNA from Trichobilharzia szidati, 1453 nucleotides. Lineage: Eukaryota; Metazoa; Platyhelminthes; Trematoda; Strigeidida; Schistosomatidae. The record is from the annotation of a GenBank genome assembly.